Messenger RNA from Trichogramma pretiosum, 1650 nucleotides. Its product is annotated as annexin B9-like. The transcript is spliced from 6 exons. NCBI's taxonomy places the organism in Eukaryota, Metazoa, Arthropoda, Insecta, Hymenoptera, Trichogrammatidae. Gene Ontology annotation, cellular component: cytoplasm. Gene Ontology annotation, molecular function: calcium ion binding; calcium-dependent phospholipid binding. The record is from RefSeq and is a predicted model, not a curated record. Bases 264 to 1244 code for a protein of 326 amino acids.
GACGAGAGACCGGCGAUAUAGUAUACAUACACGUAUAUGCUUGCGGUACCACACCCGAGCUCUGUAACGCGCUAUAUGUACGUGGUAACUUCCUCUCGCCGUACGCUCGCUAUACUACCACUGGCCCGAAGCCAAGCUGUGCCACUAGCUGCAGUUGAGCUUCGACUCUCCAACCAGCAACAUAUUAUAUAGAUAAUAAUACGACGAUAUAUAGUUUGCCUCUGUCUCGCUUGCUUCGACAAAAUCCAAAGGAACGCGAUAUAAUGGCAGCUUCGCAGUACUACCACGUCCAGUGCACGCCGACGGUCUAUCCGGCCGAUCCCUUCGAGCCCGAGCUCGACGCGGAGCUUCUGCGCAAGGCCAUGAAGGGCAUGGGCACCGACGAGCGCACCAUCAUCGACGUCCUCGCCCAUCGCGGAGUCGUCCAGCGACUCGAGAUCGCCGACAAGUUCAAGACCAUGUACGGCAAGGACCUCGUGAGCGAGCUCAAGUCCGAGCUCGGGGGUGACUUCGAGAACGCCGUGCUGGGCCUGAUGACGCCCCUGCCCCAGUUCUACGCCAAGGAGCUGCACGACGCCAUCAGCGGCGCGGGCACCGACGAGGAGACCAUCAUCGAGAUCCUCGCCUCGCUCAGUAAUUACGGCAUCAAGACCAUCUCGGCCGUCUACAAAGAUCUGUACGGCAACGAUCUCGAGAGCGACAUCAAGGGCGACACUUCCGGCCACUUCCAGCGGCUGCUGGUCUCGCUGUGCUGCGCCAGUCGCAACGAGGACCCGGACGUCGAUCCCGCGGCCGCGACGGCCGACGCCGAGCGCCUCAUCGAGGCAGGCGAGGGCUGCUGGGGCACCGACGAGAGCACCUUCAACGCCAUCCUCAUCACCAAGAGCUUCCCCCACCUCAGGCGGAUCUUCGAGGAGUACGAGCGGCUGACCGGCAACAGUAUCGAGGACGCCGUCAAGAGCGAGUUCUCCGGACACUUGGAGUCCGGCUAUCUCGCCGUUGUGAGAUGCGCUCGCGACAAGACGACGUACUUCGCCAAGAGAUUGAAGCACGCGAUGAAGGGCAUGGGCACCGACGACAAGACCCUCAUGCGCAUCAUCAUCGCUCGCUCGGAAAUCGAUUUGGGCGACAUCAAGGAGGCUUACGAGCAAAAAUACGGAACGCAGCUGGCUGCCGAUAUCGAUAGCGACUGUUCGGGAGACUACAAGAGACUAUUGCUUACUUUGAUUGGCCACGAAUCAUAAAUAUAUAAGUGUAAUAUACAUGCCGCACGUAGAUCUGCUUAUACUUUAUUGUUUGUUAUAACCGUUUUACAUCGCCUCUAAUUCUAUAUUUAUUUUAUUCAUACAUUAAAUAAAUAUUCUGUGUAAGUCAAAGUUGAACUUUGACAAUUUAUAAAGCAUGACCGCCUAUAUAAAUGGUUAUUGGAUUAUUUUCUCUUAUUUUUCUCUUACGCAUACUUGUAACGAUUUUCCGUUGUAUAAUUGCGAUUAACGAUUUGUAUCUCGUGAAAAAAUUUCAUGCGUUCGUGCGCCGUAUUAUUUGCAUGUAAUCGGUUGAAAAUGUAUUCUGUUGUAUUUUGUGUAAGAUCAAGAAGACUGCUAGGAUUGUAUAGACGAAAUAAAAAGUAGAAAGGACAAAUUCAAAUAA